Molecule: messenger RNA, 2986 nt
Organism: Exaiptasia diaphana
Lineage: Eukaryota; Metazoa; Cnidaria; Anthozoa; Actiniaria; Aiptasiidae
Exons: 7
Coding region: 121-2712 (863 amino acids)
Cellular component (GO): extracellular region
Molecular function (GO): chitin binding
Source: RefSeq, a predicted model, not a curated record
UGAUUUAGCUCGUCGCACUUGUGGUACAUACGUUACAUAGAGACAGAGCUUGUUAAAGGUCGACACAGAACAGGACAUCCGAUUUUUAAGUUUCCGUGACUUGACUUCAAGAAAUUCACCAUGAAGUUGGCUGUGGUGUGCUUGAUGGCGAUAAUUGGAUUUACUGUUGCAAAAGAGGACUUGUUAAAUGAACUUGACAAGGAGCUUCUUUUCGACAUUCUUCAGGAAAACAAACUGGACGAAAGAAAUGAUCCUAAUUUCUGUGCUGGAAAAGCCAACGGAGACUACGCCGAUCCUGCAGACUGCGCCAAAUACAUCACAUGCUCCAAUGGUAUAGCUAUUGCUGACAGGAAUUGUCCGGRCGGAUUGUAUUUCAAUCCCAAAAACAGCGCCUGUGACUACCCCAACAACGUUGACUGUAAAUCAAAAGGCAGUGGCGAUUGCAGCGGGAAGCCCAAUGGGGAUUAUGCUGAUCCGAAUAACUGCUAUGGCUUUAUUAAGUGCUCUAAUGGCAUUUCCUAUUCAAUGAAUUGUCCUUCAGGCCUCAAGUUUAACAAAAGUACAAAAAAGUGCGAUUAUCCUAGUAACGUUGUUUGCUCAGCCAACGAUGACGUGGAAUACGAUACGACUGCCACUGCUGGAAAUGAUGCAGUCCCUUCAAAAGAUCCUUUCUGCAAAAACAAACAAGAUGGCAACUAUGUAAACCCUUACGAGUGCGACGGAUUCAUAAUGUGCUCGAACCAUUUAACUUACUUCUUUGAUUGUCCUUCCAUUCUACAAUACAACCCUAAAACAGAUAGAUGUGACUGGCCAAGAAAUGUCAACUGCGGUCCCACUCCUUCGCCAACAGCUACCAGACCUACAAGACCACCAGUUACUCCCUCGCCCUCCACAUUUUGCAAACGAAGACCCAAUGGAAACUACGUUGACCCACAAAACUGCGAGGGAUUCAUAAUGUGUUCGAACCAUUUGACCUACUUCUUUGACUGUCCAGCUAACCUGAGAUACAAUGCCAAGACUGACCGAUGUGAUUGGCCACGUAAUGUUAAGUGUGGUCCCACUCCUCCGCCAAAACCUACCACUAGACCUACAAGACCACCAGUUACUCCAUCGCCCUCCACAUUUUGCAAACGAAGACCCAAUGGAAACUAUGUUGACCCACAAAACUGCGAGGGAUUCAUAAUGUGUUCGAACCAUCUGACCUACUUCUUCGACUGUCCAGCCAACCUGAGAUACAAUGCCAGGACUGACCGAUGUGAUUGGCCACGUAAUGUUAAAUGUUCUACAACGUUAUUGAGUGAUGUCCUUGAGACAUACGGCAGGAAUAAGAACCCAUUUUGCAUCCUCCAUGGGGAUGGUAACUACAGAGAUAUAACCAACUGUGAGGGAUACUUUACGUGCUAUAAAGGAUACCAAAUCUUUCGUGAAUGUCCAGGAACCCUUAGGUUCAACCCUAUAACCAGAAAAUGUGAUUUACCGAGGAAUGUCAAAUGUGGAGGAGCUGGAGGAGGAAAACUAUUUUUGCUCUCUUGUGAACUAGAGUCCAAUGUUUUGUUCUCCAGCUCUCAUGUACUGCAUGGGAUCUAUAUCCAUAUUAUCUUUUAUGUCAAAUUUAUAGCCAACGAUGACGUGGAAUACGAUACGACUGCCACUGCUGGAAAUGAUGCAGUCCCUUCAAAAGAUCCUUUCUGCAAAAACAAACAAGAUGGCAACUAUGUAAACCCUUACGAGUGCGACGGAUUCAUAAUGUGCUCGAACCAUUUAACUUACUUCUUUGAUUGUCCUUCCAUUCUACAAUACAACCCUAAAACAGAUAGAUGUGACUGGCCAAGAAAUGUCAACUGCGGUCCCACUCCUUCGCCAACAGCUACCAGACCUACAAGACCACCAGUUACUCCCUCGCCCUCCACAUUUUGCAAACGAAGACCCAAUGGAAACUACGUUGACCCACAAAACUGCGAGGGAUUCAUAAUGUGCUCGAACCAUCUGACCUACUUCUUCGACUGUCCAGCUAACCUACGAUACAAUGCCAAGACUGACCGAUGUGAUUGGCCACGUAAUGUAAAGUGUGGUCCCACUCCUCCGCCAAAACCUACCACUAGACCUACAAGACCACCAGUUACUCCAUCGCCCUCCACAUUUUGCAAACGAAGACCCAAUGGAAACUAUGUUGACCCACAAAACUGCGAGGGAUUCAUAAUGUGUUCGAACCAUCUGACCUACUUCUUCGACUGUCCAGCCAACCUGAGAUACAAUGCCAGGACUGACCGAUGUGAUUGGCCACGUAAUGUUAAAUGUUCUACAACGUUAUUGAGUGAUGUCCUUGAGACAUACGGCAGGAAUAAGAACCCAUUUUGCAUCCUCCAUGGGGAUGGUAACUACAGAGAUAUAACCAACUGUGAGGGAUACUUUACGUGCUAUAAAGGAUACCAAAUCUUUCGUGAAUGUCCAGGAACCCUUAGGUUCAACCCUAUAACCAGAAAAUGUGAUUUACCGAGGAAUGUCAAAUGUGGAGGAGCUGGAGGAGGAAAACGUGGAAGGAAAUUCUGCCAAAAUAAGAAAAAUGGAGACUAUCGUGAUGUUCUAAACUGCAAUGGUUUUAUUAAGUGUUCUAAUUCGUACACCUACUUCUUUGAUUGCCCUUCAAUUCUGAGGUUUAAUGUACGAACUGACCGGUGUGAUUGGCCAAGGAAUGUCAGAUGUCCUUACUAGAUUAAGGGACACCACGGGGAUUCUGUGCUACUGGAAUUGCUAUAUCUAACAAUGACAAAUUCAUGAAAAUACAUAUAUAUCUCAAUUCUGAGAGAAAAAAAGAAUCUCGACUAAAAUCAAUAAUUUACCUUAAUGUAACAAGAUAAUGGCAACAAGAAGCGAUUUUUUUUACAUUAUACAAGUCUUUACUUUAUUUCUAGCUACAUGGGGGUUAUACGUUACUGAAGUGUUAAACAAUUUUUGUUAACAAAUUAAACAAAACGAAACAACUCAA